AGAGGAGAGCUCUGAGCAGAGCUUUCCCGGCGGCUGGCGCGCUCCCUAGGCAGCCGCCUGCUGGCCGGCCCCGAAACAGCAGCCAACCAACCCGGUAGGCAGGGAGGGGUCUCUCGACCGCGGCAGCAGGUGCGCGGAGCUGGAGCUGGAGCCGGAGCCGCGGCGUCCCCAGCGCGCCGCAGGAGGAGUAUGGCUGCCCGCUAUGAUCGCGCCAUUACCGUGUUCUCCCCGGACGGGCACCUCUUCCAAGUGGAGUACGCCCAGGAGGCCGUGAAGAAGGGCUCCACGGCUGUUGGAAUUCGAGGGCUGGACAUAGUUGUAUUGGGGGUAGAGAGAAAGUCUGUUGCCAAACUUCAGGAAGAAAGAACCGUGAGAAAGAUUUGUGCACUUGAUGAUCAUGUCUGCAUGGCUUUUGCAGGUCUGACUGCUGAUGCUAGAAUAAUAAUUAACAGAGCCCGUGUGGAGUGUCAAAGCCAUAAACUUACUGUUGAGGAUCCAGUCACAGUAGAAUAUAUAACACGCUAUAUAGCAUCUUUAAAGCAACGCUAUACACAGAGCAAUGGACGUAGACCUUUUGGUAUUUCUGCCUUGAUUGUGGGCUUUGAUGAUGAUGGUAGUCCCAGAUUGUAUCAGACAGACCCAUCUGGUACAUAUCAUUCUUGGAAGGCAAAUGUAAUUGGUCGCAAUGCUAAAACUGUGCGUGAAUUUUUGGAGAAGAAUUACAGAGAAGAAGCUAUAGCAACUGACAAGGAAGCUAUCAAAUUAGCAAUAAGAGCUUUGCUAGAAGUUGUGCAAUCUGGUGGAAAAAACAUUGAACUUGCAAUAAUAAGGAGAAACCAACCACUGCAGAUUUUUAGUGCAAAGGAUAUUGAAUCACAAGUUGCAGAAAUAGAGAAGGAAAAAGAAGAAUCUGAAAAGAAAAAGAAGAAAAGUAUUUAAAUCCCAGGAUAAAUGCUGAUUGCUGCUUAUUAAAAUGUUUCCAAAGUUUUAACAAAUACUAGCUGACCACAAUAUUUACAGCUGCUGAAUAAACUUCUCUUUCAUUAUCAAAUACUCUAGUUUUCUGAAACCUGUUACAGUUACAAAUGUGCUAGUCCUAAUGUGCUUGUAUUUACUAUGGUGUGCAAAUAGGCAGGUAUUUGCACCUUACCAUUCCUCCAUUUAUUUAUUGUUUACAUAUUCAGCAUUAAAAGGCAUUGUCAAACUUCCUGUAAGCAGAUUAUCACCAAACUAUUGGCAUAUCUCUGUACAAGAUAUUAAAGGUUUCCAAGUGUUCAAUUUUUUCUUAUGUAACUUUUUGCAAGUUCGAUAAGUUUGUGUUUACAUACUACUACUGUUACAUAUGGAAUGCAAAUUAAGAAUUCAAUAAAGUUCUGAUUUAUGUUU
Molecule: messenger RNA, 1386 nt
Organism: Chelonoidis abingdonii (Abingdon island giant tortoise)
Lineage: Eukaryota; Metazoa; Chordata; Testudines; Testudinidae
Gene: PSMA8
Product: proteasome 20S subunit alpha 8
Biological process (GO): ubiquitin-dependent protein catabolic process
Cellular component (GO): proteasome core complex; proteasome core complex, alpha-subunit complex
Source: RefSeq, a predicted model, not a curated record